UCAUGAAUAGAUAUCAUCUUUGUCAAAGGGUUAGCUGUACAAUAUAAGCGGAAUAUCCACGAAUGCUUUCGCGUUGAAGGAUGCGUUAUAAAACCAUAAAGUAGCACAAUUUAUUGAUCUUACUCACAGUUGCUCCAUUUUCUCUCCGCCUUGCGUAAUGGAGGAAAGCCUACCUCCUGGGUUCAGAUUCCAUCCGACAGAUGAAGAGCUCAUCACAUACUAUCUGACAAGGAAGGUGUGUGAUACAGGCUUCACAUCCAAAGCCAUAGCAGUUGUUGAUCUCAACAAGAAUGAACCUUGGGAUCUUCCAGGAAAAGCAUCGAUGGGAGAGAAGGAAUGGUAUUUCUUCAGCGUGAGAGAUAGGAAGUACCCGACGGGGCUGAGAACGAACAGGGCGACGGAAUCAGGGUACUGGAAAACAACAGGCAAAGACAAAGAGAUAAUGAGGGAAGGGGCGCUGGUUGGGAUGAAGAAGACACUGGUGUUCUACAAGGGUAGAGCUCCCAGGGGUGAGAAAAGCAAUUGGGUUAUGCAUGAAUACCGCCUCCACAAUAAGCACUCCUUUAGGGCUUCCAAGGAAGAAUGGGUGGUGUGCAGGGUGUUCCAGAAAAGCUCAGCGGCAAAGAAAAUACAACAGACGUCAUCCUCACAACUAUCUCUGGACUCUCCUCCUGAUAAUACCUCUUUGCUCAAUGACUUCCCUGACGUUGACCUCCCAAAUUUAAACACCAUCGCUCCAAAUUCAUCAACUGCCUUCACCACCAUGUCCUCCGAUGAUGUCAAUACCAAUAUGAACUUAACCAUGAACUGGCCUCCCGCAUCUCUUCCAUCCCUCCCCUGGCCUUCUGGCUUGCUCAAUCCAAACCUUUCUGUGAAUUCCUUGCUUCUCAAGGCACUACAGCUUCGCACUUGUCAACAAAGAGAAAUUGCUUCUUACAUGCCGCCUCACGGAGUUUCUCAUCAUCAACUAAUGGGGACUGAUCAUCUCCCUCCAAAUUUCACACUCGAUGCUUCUUCCUCGUCAAAGGUUUUGGAGAUGCCGCAGCAACAGCAGCAUCAGCAGGAGCAACCGUUCAAUCUGGACUCCAUUUGGUGAAAUUUUAAGGUGCCUAAUUGCUUAAAGGAUGAAGCUAACAUUAAUGUGUACGUAAACCUCCCUCCUUGUUAAUGUCCACUUAAAUGACUCAGCCCCAGUUGUUGUACGUAUAGUUCCAGCGAAAAUAGGGUACAUGCGGUAGUCCACUGUUAGGGAGUAAAAUCUCCUCCCUCAUUCAGAUGCUUUUAUAUGUUUCAGUGACGACUUUGAAAAAAAUCUCAAGAAAAAUAUCACUUAACCUGUCUGUACAAUAAAUGCAAGCCUUCUGUUGGAUCUCA
This is a messenger RNA of Neltuma alba, 1374 nucleotides long. RefSeq names its product NAC domain-containing protein 100. The transcript has 3 exons. Gene Ontology annotation, molecular function: DNA binding. Lineage: Eukaryota; Viridiplantae; Streptophyta; Magnoliopsida; Fabales; Fabaceae. The record is from RefSeq and is a predicted model, not a curated record. The coding region runs from base 158 to 1096 and encodes 312 amino acids. Gene Ontology annotation, biological process: regulation of DNA-templated transcription.